Messenger RNA from Geodia barretti, 816 nucleotides. NCBI's taxonomy places the organism in Eukaryota, Metazoa, Porifera, Demospongiae, Tetractinellida, Geodiidae. The record is from the annotation of a GenBank genome assembly.
AUGCGGGCCAUCAAUGCGCUCGCGGUGAUCGUCGUCAUCGUGUGGCUUAUCCCGGUGGCGUGGGUGGCGCUCACCUCGGUCAAGCCCACCAAAGUCAUCAAUGCCGAGACGCCCACGUUCUAUUCGUUCGAGCCGACCGGCGAGCACUAUGUCGAGAUCUUCGACCGCUUCCGCUUCGACCGCGCGAUCGUGAACAGCCUGAUCACGGUGGGUGUCUCGACGUUGAUCGUGAUGAUUCUCGCGCUGCCUGCGGCCUACGCCGUCGCCGAGCAUGGGGCUCAUGGGGGGCGAUACCUGGGCCCUUGUCAUCCUCUCAUUGCGAUUCAUGCCGGGCGUGGUCGUCGUGCUGCCCUAUUUCAAGAUGGCCAAUUGGUUCACCCUGAUCGACACGCAGAUCGUGCUGAUCGUCGUCUAUGUCGCCUUCGGUCUGCCGUUCGCGGUCUGGAUUCUGCGCGGAUUCCUGCUCGAUUUGCCGAAGGAGGUGGAGGAGGCAGCCCGGCUCGACGGGCUGAGCUGGCUGCAGAUCAUCUUCCGCUCAUCCUUGCCGAUGGCGGCACCCGGCAUCGCGGUGACGGCCAUCUUCACCUUCGUCUUCAGCUGGAACGAGUAUCUCUAUGCGCUCUUCCUCACCUACGACAAGGCGACGACGAUGCCGGUCGCGCUGCAAAAGACCAUCGACCUCUACAACGUGCUGUGGGGUUCGCUCAGCGCCGGCGCGGUGAUACAGCUAUUGCCGAUGAUCGCCGUCGUGUUCCUGCUCCAGCGACACAUCGCGCGCGGCCUCGCGCUCGGCGCGGUGAAAUAGGGCCGCCAUGA